AUGCGUGUCAGCGCCCUUGAGUCGAAUUUAACAUGGUCACUUGUUCCCCUCCCUGCCAACAAAUGCCCUAUUGGUUGUAAAUGGGUAUACAAAGUCAAACGGAAUUCAAAUGGUUCUAUCGAGCAUUUCAAGGCACUUCUCGUUGCUAAAGGUUACUUGAAGAAGUCUAUAUGCUACCUCCGCUUGGUUAUGUCCGUAAAGGGGAGAACUUUGUUUGCAAAUUGCAUAAAUUGUUAUACGGACACAAGCAGGCUUCUAGGCAAUGGUUUAGAUGCAAAUGAGAUUUCCAAGCUUAAGAGCUCCCUACAUAAACGCUUCAAGCUAAAAGACUUGGGUAAUCUCAAAUAUUUUCUUGGUAUCGAGGUAUCAAGAUCAAAGAAAGGCAUUUGUUUGAAUCAAUGUGAAUAUGCUUUGGAUAUUAUCAAAGACACAUGUUUAUUGGGAGCUAAACCUGAGACUUUUCCCAUGGAAGAAAAUUUGAGAUUGGGCAAGUUGUCCUAUGACAAGAAGAUCAACCACUGGUUAUUGUGUGUUUCUCGGAACAAGUCUAAUUUCAUGGAAAACCAAAAAAAGCCUACUAUCUCUAGAUCUUCUUCAGAAGUCGAGUAUAGGGCUAUGGAAGUUGCUACUUAUGAGCUACAAUGGUUAAGAAAUCUUUUACAAGAUUUUGGUAUAUCACAUUCUCUUCCUAGCAUACUCCGUUGCAGCAAUAAGGCUGCCAUAUACAUAGCAGCAAAUCCAGUUUAUCAUGAGCGAACCAAACAUAUUGAAAUUGAUUGCCAUAUUGUUCGUGAAAGAAUUCAAGACGGUUCAUUACAUACUGCAUUCAUUCAUUUCAAAGAAUAA
Prunus armeniaca (apricot) is the source of this 846-nucleotide messenger RNA. Lineage: Eukaryota; Viridiplantae; Streptophyta; Magnoliopsida; Rosales; Rosaceae. The record is from the annotation of a GenBank genome assembly.